Molecule: messenger RNA, 1068 nt
Organism: Humulus lupulus (European hop)
Lineage: Eukaryota; Viridiplantae; Streptophyta; Magnoliopsida; Rosales; Cannabaceae
Product: large ribosomal subunit protein bL9c
Exons: 6
Coding region: 85-672 (195 amino acids)
Biological process (GO): translation
Cellular component (GO): mitochondrion; ribosome
Molecular function (GO): structural constituent of ribosome
Source: RefSeq, a predicted model, not a curated record
AACGAAACGACUCACUCGCCCAACUCAAUACUCAAUAGAUAAGAUUAGAGCGAGAGAGAGAGAGAGCUUGUGAAACAACCAACAAUGGCGUCUUCAGCAUCGACUCUGUCGUGGAGUUCCUCAACCUGGCUCCAGAGCUUCAGUGGAAACGUGAACGAGCCCACCAAAUUGUCAGACAGAAGAACGACCUUUGUCAUCUUGGCCCAAAAGAAAGCUAAGAAGACUCGAGCGAUAAUUUUGAAGGAGGAUGUAGCUGAGUUGGGGAAGAAAGGUCAACUUCUUAAUGUCAAGGCUGGUUUUUACAGGAAUUAUCUGCUUCCCACUGGGAAGGCUCAGAUUGUUACUCCUGACUUGGUCAAGGAAAUGAAGAUGGAAGAGGAAAGAAUUGAAGCUGAGAAGAAGCGGGUAAAAGAAGAGGCAGAACAGUUGGCUCUUAUUUUUGAAACUGUUGGAGCUUUCAAGGUGAAGCGCAAGGGUGGAAAAGGAAAGCAAAUUUUUGGAACUGUUACUGCUCAGGAUCUUGUGGAUAUCAUCAAGGCUCAACUUCAAAGGGAUGUGGACAAGCGAAUCGUUUCUCUUCCCGAGAUUCGAGAAACUGGGGAAUAUGUUGCAGAAUUGAAGCUUCACCCAGAAGUCACUGCUCGAGUGAGGGUGACUGUUUUCGCAAACUAAGGACAGGCAGGCACGGUUGAACUUGAAGUCAUCUAAGUAAACCCUUUUUUGUAGGGGAGGAUUUGUGUGACUUGGGGUUGAUUUAAAGUAGAUGGACAUAUCUGAUAAUGAGAACCAUUCUAGGAGGAGGAGCAGGAUCAUUAUACCAACCAAGAAGCUGCUUCACAAUGAGAGUGCUGCUGUUGCACAAUUUGUUUUGUACACAGUUUUUUCUUUAAUCUUUAUUCUCGUUAAGUUAGUUAUGAGUACGGUGCUAAAUUUGGUUGAACUUCUUCUCCCAAAAUUGUCAAAUCGGUUGACCAACUAUGUAACUAAGUUAUGGGAAGAAGGCAGGGCAGGUUUAUCUGUGUUAAAAGAGGAUAUUGUUGAUCAUAUUAAGACUAAUUUCGGUUUGAA